AUUUCGGAAGAUCACGGUGUUAAAACGCACAGAGAUAUUUUUCCGUCGUGUCCCCACAUCAGUCUACAACAUACAUCAUACCGAUAUUAUUAUAAUACCGAAAGAAAGUCUCGACAUUCGUUUAGUAUCUGAGUUGGACACAGUGAAUAACGACGACAAAAAUUUUAAAUUGUUAACAAUUUUCAUUCCAGUUGAAUCGGAAAUUAAGAGACAAGAUAUUAAAUUUGAAAAGAAAUUUUUUUUAUUUUCUGCUUUUUUCGUUGUUGAAAAGAAAUUAGCAAGAACAGCAAAAGUGUUUAGAAGUAAAAAUUAAUUGAAUUCGGUGGUGUUAAUUUGGAUCAUAAUUUCGAAACGAAUAAUUAAAUUGAACGGACGUUAAGAAAUUAAUUAAUUAAUUGAUUAAAUCAAGAAAAUUGAAAACCGUUGCUGCUUGAACAGGUGAUACGAAAGGAUAAAUUCUGUGUAACACUCGAUAUGUGCUAACUUAAGAUACCAGCAUAUUGCUACAGUUGAAAUGGAUAUUGUAACUAGAAAGAAUGAAGAAAAUCGCAAACUAUCUCAGUCAAAUCUAAACGGUCUUGAUAACAAAUUAUCAGAACUACAAAAAUUUUAUGAUGGCAAAAAUGUGUUCGUUACCGGCGGAACAGGCUUCAUGGGAAAGAUGCUAAUUGACAAAUUGCUACGGACAUGCCCUGGCAUCGAAAAUAUUUACUUGUUAGUUAGACCAAAGAAAGGUAAAGACAUUCACACAAGACUAGACGAGAUUUUCGAUGAUUUGGUCUUCGAGAGACUACAUGAAGAGGUACCGAAAUUCCGUCACAAAAUUGUGGCCAUUCACGGUGAUUGUGCUCUUGCUGGAUUAGGUUUAAAUUUAAUCGAUCGGCAAACAUUAAUAUCAAAUGUACAAUUGGUUUUCCAUGCCGCUGCCACCGUUCGAUUUGAUGAGAAACUCAAGUUGGCUGUGGGCAUAAAUGUUUGCGGUACUCAAGAGGUCUUAGAGCUAUGCACGCACAUGACCAAAUUGGAGGUUGUAAUGCACGUGUCAACAGUUUACUCAAAUUGUCACUUACGUUUCAUUGAAGAAAAAUUCUACAAAUUUCCCUUUCACUUCAACGAUUUAAAUAGAUUGAUUGAAAAAUUGGACGACAAAUCAUUGGAGGAAGUUACACCAACCAUCCUUGGCAAAUGGCCAAACACAUACACCUUUACCAAAGCUCUAGCCGAAGAUGUUGUCCGCAUAAAUGGUCGAAAUUUACCGAUAGGACUUUUCCGACCAGCGAUUAUAACAUCUUCAGUUAAAGAGCCAGUUGUCGGUUACAUUGAUAACUUGUACGGGCCGACGGGUGUAGUAUAUGGUGCUGGCACCGGUGUCCUUCGCACUAUGCACUGUGAUCGCGACGUAGUUGCCAAUAUUGUACCAGUUGACAUGACGGUAAAUGCAUUGAUCGCAGCUUCAUGGGACGUUGCCGUUAAUCGGGAAAGAAGCACCAACACCGAAGACAUACCGGUGUACAACUAUGUGUCAUCGGUGGAGAAGCCACUAACUUGGGGUGAAUUCACCGACUAUAACAUAAAAUACGGAUUCGAACAGCCGUUCUCCAGUGCUAUAUGGUAUUUGUCAUUUCACACGCACAAAACAGCAAUGAUGCACAGUAUCUACGUUAUUUUCUUGCACAUUCUGCCCGCAAUGCUAAUCGAUUCACUGGCAUUGUGCGUCGGCCAACGACCACAACUUCUUAAGGUUUACAAAAAAAUUCACAAAUUUGCUGACGUCAUAUCGUUCUUUGCUACCAACGAAUGGAUGUUCACGAACAAUAAUAUUCAGCGUAUGUGGAAUCGUUUGUCGGUUCGUGACCAGGCAAUGUUCAAUUUUAACAUGAAGACGAUGGAUUGGGUCGACUAUUUACAUCACUACAUACCCGGAAUGCGAAAGUAUUUGCUAAAAGAUGACAUGUCAACAGUCGAAGCUGCCAGACGGAAAUGGAAUCGAUUCUAUUGGUUACAUCAGAUGCUGAAAACUGUUCUGAGUUUGAUUAUUUUAUACUUUUUCUGGUCAACCUUUUCCGAUUACAUUUAUCGCUGUUUCUAGGAAGAUUGAGGAUGAAUUACUUUAUAAUAUUACAAUUUCUAAGAAUAAAAAUACUGUUGAUAUACUGG
Molecule: messenger RNA, 2157 nt
Organism: Bradysia coprophila
Lineage: Eukaryota; Metazoa; Arthropoda; Insecta; Diptera; Sciaridae
Product: fatty acyl-CoA reductase wat-like
Biological process (GO): long-chain fatty-acyl-CoA metabolic process
Cellular component (GO): peroxisome
Molecular function (GO): alcohol-forming very long-chain fatty acyl-CoA reductase (NADP+) activity
Source: RefSeq, a predicted model, not a curated record